CAGUGAUCUGAGACUUUUGUAAAAUCAAUGAGGACAGCGACAGCCCUGUGUCAGUUUUUCUUAGUCGUCAUUAUCUCCGAACGAUGAGUGUGAUGAACCCGGCAAGAUAGUGGCAGAAAUAGGUUUGAAAAUCUUCACAAAGACAGCGCUACUAAAACCGAGACCAUGAUUUCUGCCGGAGGGAAGAUUAAAUUCGUGACGUCCACAUCGGAGCACCAAACCCUGGAGCCGACUGCGACAGUUGCGAGCAGCAGUACUUCUACCUUGGCGCCUGCAGCUGCAGGCGGAACUACAGCAGUAGCCUCGACUUCUUCGGCCUCCAAUGGUUUAUUGCGCAUUUUGCUGGUGGGCUCCGUCCGCGGGAGGGUGCGGCAGUUGCACGGCAUGCUGCAGAAGUUUAAAGACCCCUUCGACGUGUGCUUUUGUGUGGGCGAGUUUAGUAGCGAGGACAUGGAUAUCGAGGGUGAUUUGGAGUUCGACCGCACGCCCGUGUAUUUCAUUGACUGCGGCCCGGCGUGCCAAGCGCUGAUCGACGAGGGCGACGAGGAGAUCCUGCCGGGAUUGUACUUCCUCGGGCACUCGGGCGUGACCGAGAUCGAAGUGAAGAAGCAGAAGCUGAAGAUCGCCUUUCUCAGCGGCCGCAGCAUGAUCCGCGAGGGACUGCUGAAGCACCAGGCUGCCGCUGAAGCUGCAGCAGUUGCUGACGGCGCGGCGGGCCACAACUCAUCUUCUUCUAGCAGUGCAACCAGUGCAGUUGUUGGGCCACCACUUACAGGCACGAAUUCCUCGUCCAGCUCCACCGUGACGGGACUGGACCAGGUUGCGGCGUAUUUCACAAGCGAGGACUUGUUUAUCGACGGGUGUUAUUCGCAGUUGUGCGUCGAGCGGCUGCAGGAGGAGCUGGAACUGGAGACGCGUCCGCCCACCGUUAUGACGGGGGGACGCCAGGAAGUCAAGCUUCCGGGCUCGCUGUCCGACAGCGCCGGACGCGGACUGGAUUUCUUCCUCUGCGCCGAGGGCUGUUUUGGGCGAACGCUGCUGGACAAGAACCGUCCCUUCAUCGACCUGUUUCUGCCGAAGCGGGUUAGCGGCGUGGCCGCGCCGCUGCCCGGAGCCGCGCAGUCCAGAACUCCACUUGGUGAGUACGAGGCUAGAACCACCUCCAUAUUACCGGGCGCGAAUGCAAAAAAGGUGGGCCCCGCUGGGCCCUCCCGGCCACUGGUAAUUCGUUCGAUUGAGGACGUAAAGACGCGGCUCGCGGAUAUCCGGGAAUUCGAUCUGGUUGGCAACUUGGUUCAGCAGGCCGAGCCCCGAUACUUCGUGUGCUCCAAACACGUCGCAGCAAUGAGUGCUGCGGCAGAAGACCAGGACGCGGUAGAAGACGACGCGGACGAUGAUGCGGACAAAAGCGACGACAGCGACGACCAAUUUGCGGCACUCCCCACUCUGCCUGAAGAUGACGAACAGGUGGAGAACGACGACGGCCCCGGCAACGCGAAAAUCGAACCAGCUGUCGCGGAAAAAAAAGCAGCGCCACAACCUGCCCUGGGAUCAUCCACCUCCGCAACAGGUUCCGCCACCAGCAAACCUUCCCCGGGCGCGCAACUGCAGCACGCGAAUCCGGAUGCGUACAAGUACCGGCCGCCGUGGCAGGCGGCGCAGCGCGCCAUCGAGGUGAACACGGCGCAACUGGAUGAUCCCAGCCUGGUGAAGCUGUUGACCGAGUUGGCAGACACACAGAAAAACACGGUCAGAGUCGGGUUCACGACGAAGCUGUUCGCGCUCGACGACGUAAAAUUUGCCGGAGGGGACGAAGGCGCCGAUGUUGGCGCAGCGGACCACGAAGCGGCAGGAACAACAAACGCGGCCGCGAGUAAGAAAGCGGCGGUGCCGACCAAAAUUCUGAAUCCCAGUUUCUCCAUUCACGGGCUGAGCUUCACCGGAACCGCGCACCUGGAUUUGGAAAAGUUUGCCCGAGAGUUCUUCCACAACGCGACGCCGAACGCCUUCACGGGGCACGAAGUCCCCUUCAGCGAGGUGGAGAAGGCGCGCCGGCGACUCGAGCGGGACAAGCGCGAGCGGGAGCAAAAGUCGCUGGCAGAGUUCCGCGCCGCCCAGUACGCCGCGGGCGGCUUCGUAGCGCCCGAGGGGCAACUGGACAAGGAAGAAAUGUACCGGUGGAAGAAGAAGUUUGGCAUUACCAGCGACGAUCUGGCGGCUGGGCACGAGUUCAUCGACGCGAAACGACGGAAGCUGGAAGAACCGAAGGAAAAGAAAGAGUAUCGCAAGAGCCUCUACCAUAACCAGCGGCCAGUGGACAAAAAGAAGGAGCAUAUGAAGCGGGAGAAACAAAACGCACGCAAGGAACGAUUCAAAUAA
This is a messenger RNA of Amoebophrya sp. A120, 2379 nucleotides long. The record is from the annotation of a GenBank genome assembly. NCBI's taxonomy places the organism in Eukaryota, Dinophyceae, Syndiniales, Amoebophryaceae.